Messenger RNA from Megalops cyprinoides (Indo-Pacific tarpon), 1773 nucleotides. RefSeq names its product pre-mRNA-splicing factor RBM22-like. Gene Ontology annotation, molecular function: pre-mRNA binding; U6 snRNA binding; metal ion binding. Gene Ontology annotation, cellular component: Prp19 complex; U2-type catalytic step 2 spliceosome; U2-type catalytic step 1 spliceosome. NCBI's taxonomy places the organism in Eukaryota, Metazoa, Chordata, Actinopteri, Elopiformes, Megalopidae. The coding region runs from base 19 to 1299 and encodes 426 amino acids. The record is from RefSeq and is a predicted model, not a curated record. The transcript has 11 exons.
GGGAGGACUUAAUUGAAGAUGGCGACGUCUCUGGGAGCUAACACGUACAACAGGCAGAAUUGGGAAGACGCGGACUUUCCCAUCCUCUGCCAGACCUGUCUGGGGGAGAAUCCCUACAUUCGCAUGACCAAAGAAAAAUAUGGCAAGGAGUGCAAGAUCUGCGCGCGCCCCUUCACCGUGUUCCGCUGGUGCCCGGGGGUCCGCAUGCGCUUUAAGAAGACGGAGGUGUGCCAGACCUGCAGCAAGAUGAAGAACGUCUGCCAGACGUGCCUGCUGGACCUGGAGUACGGUCUGCCAAUCCAGGUCCGUGACACUGGACUGUCAAUCAAGGAUGACAUGCCCAAAUCAGACGUGAACAAGGAGUACUACACCCAGAAUAUGGAGAGAGAGAUCCAGAACUCGGACGGGACGCGGCCCGUGGGGAUGCUGGGAAAGGCGCCCAGCUCCAGCGACAUGCUGCUGAAACUGGCCCGCACCACGCCCUACUACAAGAGGAACCGCCCCCACAUCUGCUCCUUCUGGGUGAAGGGCGAGUGCAAGAGAGGCGAGGAGUGUCCUUACAGGCAUGAGAAACCCACCGACCCGGACGACCCCCUGGCAGACCAGAACAUCAAAGACCGUUACUAUGGCAUAAACGACCCGGUUGCCGACAAGCUGCUGAAACGGGCCUCCACCAUGCCUCGCCUGGACCCGCCCGAGGACAAGUCCAUCACCACGCUGUAUGUGGGAGGGCUGGGAGACACCAUCACGGAGUCCGAUCUCAGGAAUCACUUCUACCAGUUUGGGGAGAUCCGCACCACCACCAUCGUGCAGAGGCAGCAGUGCGCCUUCAUCCAGUUUGCCACAAGGCAGGCGGCAGAGCUGGCCGCAGAGAAGUCCUUCAACAAGCUGAUCAUCUGCGGGCGCAGGCUCACCGUCAAAUGGGGAAGAUCCCAGGCGGCUCGGGGGAAGGAGAGAGACAGGGAGGGGGGGAACGACAUGGGCCUCACAUUGGACCCUGUGCCUGGACUACCAGGUGCCCUGCCCCCGCCCCCUGUGUCAGAGGAGGAGGCCCCAGCCAACUACUUCAACCUGGGGCCCAACACGUCCCCUGCAGUGAUGAACAUUGCCCUGCCCCCUCCGCCCGGUGUCGCUCCCCCUCCCCCUCCAGGUUUCGGACCACCUAUGUUCCACUCCAUGGGUCCCAUGGGUACGGUCCCGCCCCCUCCCAUGUCCAUGAGGCCCCCAGGCCACAUCCACUAUCCUUCCCAGGAUCCUCAGCGCAUGGGCGCGCAUGCCAGUCGCCAUGGUGGCUCCUAGUCAGGCAGCUGAUUGGGGAGCUGUAUUUGAGUGCAGGGCUUUGUCAGUUAACUGCCGAAAUUUCCAUUUUUUUUAAUAUUACAAUUUUAACUCUUUUGUAGGACAACUGAAUGCAAAAUUAAACCUAUUAUUGUAAGCAGAAGAGAAUUUUCCCAUUUGUUAUGUUGAUGUAUACGUCUUUGAAAACCGCUGAAUUGCAUUUGUGUUUGUCAUGGAAACCAUAAAAAAGCGACUUCUCUUGAAGCGUGGCAUGUCUGAGCCCACACUAGGAAAGAUCCUGAGGAAAUGGGUCUGUACAGACAGUGGCGAACUCACCCUUUUCUGUGUUUGACAGAAAGGACUUCCCCGUGUAUUUUUGUAUUGAGGUUGAAAACGAGUAGUACAUUGCUAAGGACAUUUGUUGAGAACAUUUAAUUUUUCUGGGGGGUGUUGGGUGGGUAAAGUGUGAUUUAAGCUGUACUACAAGUGCAGGAA